Molecule: messenger RNA, 4896 nt
Organism: Heterostelium album PN500
Lineage: Eukaryota; Evosea; Eumycetozoa; Acytosteliales; Acytosteliaceae
Product: eL15 family ribosomal protein
Exons: 11
Coding region: 1-4896 (1631 amino acids)
Biological process (GO): cytoplasmic translation
Cellular component (GO): ribosome; cytosolic large ribosomal subunit
Molecular function (GO): structural constituent of ribosome; RNA binding
Source: RefSeq, a predicted model, not a curated record
AUGGGUGUAGUUAGUUACGAGAUAGUGUUUAGAAGGAAUCACAAUCGAUCGUCAAUCAACAAACUCUAUGAUGAUGAGCUUUACAAGAAGAAGCAAUCUGAUGCUGUUCGUUUCCUUCUCAGAAUCAGAUGCUGGGAAUACAGAAACUUGCCAGUCUGCCAUCGUGCUGCUCAUCCAUCACGUCCAGACAGAGCCAGACGUUUAGGUUACAAAGCCACUCAAGGUUUCGUAGUCUACCGUAUCCGUGUCCGUCGUGGAGGUAGAAAGAGACAAGUCCCAGGUGGUCGUACUGGUGGUAAGCCAAAGACCCAUGGUGUCAACGAAUUGAAGCCAUCAAGAAAUUUGAGAAGUGUUGCUGAAGAGCGUGUCGGUCGUCGUUGUCCAAACUUGCGUGUUCUCAACUCAUACUGGGUCAACCAAGACUCCACCUACAAGUACUACGAAGUCAUCUUGGUCGAUCACUCUCACCAAGCUGUCCGUAACGACGCUCGUUACAACUGGAUCUGCAACCCAGUUCACAAGCACCGUGAACUCCGUGGUCUCACCGGAGCUGGUGUCACUGCUAGAGGUCUCAGAAACAAGGGUCCACGUACCUCUGGAAAGGCUAGACCAUCUCGUCGUGCCAACUAUAAGAGAAGAAACACCCGUGUCUUCAAGCAUUUAAAUGUGAUCCUCUACCAAAUAGAUGAAUUUGUAGUUAUCAAAAAAUGUUUGUUUGAAGUUGUUGAUAUAGUUCAAAUCAAUCUACCCACUAUUGUCAAUUUCCUCAACUCAAAGUGUCUGUUUGUAAACUAUGAUAAUAUCAAAUAUAUAUUGGUCGCUGGAAAUGAUCUUGAAGUUCUAAAGUGUAUAGAUCUAUUCAAUGAAAUUCAGAGUGCAAUCGAUAGGAUUCCAGAUUGGAAAAGAUCUGAGAAUAAUUUACCAUCAACCAAUAGUAAUCAGCUUGUAGUUAAAACAGAGACAGAAUCGGGAGUUGGUAAGGUAUCUGCCAAGGUGGUAUCUAGAGAUACUACUAGAUCAUCAGUAACUUAUAGAUCUGGAAUCAACCGUAGCAAUAUUGGACUGGGCCACUGUAUCAACCCUACUCUCUCAGUUGAUAGAUAUCAUGGUCGUGUUGUUGGUCCCAAACGUCGUGUCAGUUCAUCUGCUGGUAAAGAUACAUUGGCAAAUACAAAGAAUUCAACAGAUAACAAUCCAAAUUCUAUCGUCAAUCAACUCAAGAAGGAGGAGAACAGAUACUUCUUUGAAGUAAGCAUUCGAAAGCCAUCAACUAUUUCGAUGGAACCCAAGGUAAAACCAACAACCAACACUAUCGUUACUACCACCGCCACCACCACCACCACCACUGCCAACUCAGAGGAUACAAUAGAGAUUGACAACAAUUCUCAUAUACACCCCAAUUUACUAUCACAUCCCAAUUUACAAGUACAUGAAACUAUGAAAAAGCAUCGAGAUACCGCUCCAACAUUCACAGAUCACUCUCAGAUCAAUGAUCUACAUCUAUUAGCUAUAUUCAACUAUCUUUACCUGUUUCCUCUGUGCUUCCCCUCCAUCCCACAUGAAUGUGGCAUUCAAUACAUCUUGUGCAAGUUUGUGUUUGAUAUGUGUCAUGUCGAGAAUAACCAUUUGGUAUUACCAGCAAAAGAACAAGUCGACGAAUUUCUUGAACAGUUUGGCUGGUUGGAUGAAAAGUUUAUCAAGUUUAUUCGAUUUCUCAUACUUGUACAGGUACCAAAUAAUCCAGACAAUGGUCAUUACAUUCAAACUGGUAUCAAUUAUCUCUUCUCCAAAUUAACAUCCAAAUCAGAAAUGAUGGUACUGGUAUACUUUAGAACAAAACAUGAUCCUAUUCCAUCUUAUAUGGAUAUUCCAUACCAGUUCUUUGAACCAUCGAAUCAUGUUAAUCUGAUAUCCAUUCUUGAUAUAAGAGAUGGUACUCUUGCUUCCAAAAGAGGAUGUUUCAUAUUGGCAUUCAACAAAGUUAUAAAUUUAGCAAUUUAUCUAACCAAUAUUCUAGAUUAUUAUAAUAAAACUAGGAGAUUCCAGUAUAUCGGUUUAAAUAAGGUUGUUUAUCUCAAUAUUACAAAUGGUAUGCCAAAAAAGGGUAACGAAAAUAUAUAUAGUAAGAAUAGAAUGUCCACCCAAAGACAAUUAAAUUCUACUGUCAUCAAUGCUCUUGUAUUUCUUAGACAAUCAGAAACUGAAAAGCUCGUUAAAUCUGGUAAAUCUGGAAAGAAGCAGCUGAAUACCAAGUCAACCAACGAUGUGCUCAAUGCAGAUACCAUUCGAAAGAUGUUUGCCGAGAGUGACAGUCAUAACAUAUACUAUCUCCUACGCGAGUCUUCACUAAGUGGAAAACACACAAGUAUCGAAUUGUUGGACCAGUUUACAGGUUUGAUGGCGGUGCACAUGAAGUUGACAACAAAUAACAAGAAGAGCUUGUUUCCAACCUCAAACUUGGAUGUCAAUUCAUACAAGUUGAGAUUCAUUAUGGAAGUAGUCAGUACAUUCUGGUAUCCAGUGAAGUUUAGAGAGCAAAUGAUCAAGUUUAAAGAGGCCCUCGACUUUCGCGAUAUUGUUAUUGUCUUUGGUUUGGACCGGAUUUCAAGACACUCCAAGGAAAUUCUCGAAAUGUUUGACCACUUUACAAAUAAUAGUGUUAUUCUCUUUGUUGCACAUAUUCAUACACCAAUGAUUCCAUCUGGCUCAUAUCUCAUUGACUUUGGAUUGAAAUUGGUAUUCAAGUUUGAAUCAACCGAUUCUUCCUUUGGUUACACGAGGGUUGAUAUCUCUUUCGGAGAUCUCUACGAGGAGGUCAAGAAGAUUGGAGAGGUUUACUUUCAAUUGUCAAGUGAGCAUGGUGUUUAUGCCAAGCGUCAUUUCGUUACCAAACAUUUCAUUGAGAAUGUAUAUACAGAUCCCGACUUUAAAAACAUCUUUAAAAGGUUGAAUGGUUCAAUUGAGAAUGUUGUUUGCUUCUCUCGUGUAUCAGCGACAUCUCGCUCUUGUGGUACCUCUGUCAAUGACCAAAUAUUGAUUGGCAAACUCUUUGCACCCAAUCCAAAGUGUGCUAGUGUAUCCCACUUUCAAGAAGCCAAUCCAUUAAUGGAUUUGGGUGGAAAGAAAUUGGAUUCAAAGACAUUGGAGGUACCAUUGAAUGAAGAUCCAGAAGAGAGUGAAUAUCAAAAUAAUGAGAAGAUUCCAAUAGACUUGAUUGAAAAGAAAGAUGAUAAUGAAAUUCUCUUUGUUAAUGCAUUAAUAACAAAUGCUAAAAAGUUUCUUAUCCAUGGUCCAGAGCCAAAGGAUCGUGAUAGAGACGAAGAAGAUGAAUUUGUUGACAUUGUUCAGACUAAUUCCAGAGUGUCAGAGUUAUUGGAGAAGUACAGAAUUGAUACAACUCUACUCAAACCAUGGAUGAUGUUGGCAGCGUCUCUCAAAUGUUUACUUGUCGGUCUAUUCCCACCUCCUGCCUAUCUUGAAGAUGUUAAAGCAGACUUUGCAGGAGCUCUCCUUCAGGCUCUGAUCCAGAUCAGAACGCAUAUGGGUUAUGAAGUAAAUGAAGCAAUGUCAGCGGCAAUGGAGGACGAAAAUAUACUACUAUUUAUAAUAUACAUGGCAUAUCUUGAUGGAGUAUUCAAAAGCAAGUUUGAUAAAAUCAAUGAACACAUCAAACGAUCUGACAGUUACGUUCCAUUCGGUCCUACCUUGUGGUUUCCAUUCAUAGUUAAUUAUUCAACAUACCGAUUUCUCUAUGAUGCUUUGGUGAAAGCUAGGCAAUUUAGAGAGUAUAUGAGAUUCAUUAUGUCCAGAUACAAGGUCGAUCAAACAAUUCUUGUUGCUAUUGAAAAUUCUAAAAAAGAUAUUGGAUCGAAGUUGGCGGCAGAUAAUAAUGAUAAUGAUAAUAGUAAUAGCGAUAAAAAUAAUAAUAUUAGCAACAACAACAACAACAACAAUAAUAAUAACAAUAACAAUAACAAUAACAACAACAACAACAACAACAACAACAACAACAACAACAACAACAACAACACCAGCAAUAAUAAUAAUAUCGAUGAUGAAGAAUAUAUAGAUAUCGGUUAUUCAGAUAUGGAAUUUGUAACAUGGCCUAAGACAACCACCACCACUACCAACAGACAGAACAACAACAACAAUGAUAAUAAUAGCAGUAAUAUCAACAACAUUAAUAAUAGUGAUGACGAUGAGAACAACAACAACAAUAAUAAUAGUCAGGAAUCUUCAUCAACAACUACUAGCAUCAAUUAUAAUAGAAAAAGAAAAGCAAAAAUAGUUAAAGAUAUUGUCAAACAAAAGCCAGAGUUUAAGGAUUUAUAUUACGGCUGGGCUGAUAAAUCCAAUGUGGAUAUUGUAAUCGGAGAGGCUGCCAGAAUUCUGGGAUUCAAUGAUCAACGUGGGAUCCUGGAUGAUGCUUGUUUCAUACUCCUAAGAGAUUUCCAUAACCAGACUAUUAAUACCAGAUGUGAUACAACAAUCACUUAUGAAAAUAGAUUAUUGGUUGAAAAAAUCAAACAACUCCACAGUGUCGAAAUGUUUAAAAUCGAUAAUGAUUAUUGUGAAGAUAACUUUAAUAAAGACGAUGCUGAGAUUCACUGUGGACAACUAGAGAUCAACCAAACAAAGUAUUGUUCAGUAUGUAAUGAAGCUGUGGUCUACCUAAAGAAUGAUGUCAAGCUGGAAACUUAUUACUGCUCAAGUGUCUGUGCUCUGCAAGCUGGAGUUACAAAGAAUGAACAAUCAAGACUAUUCAAGAAACGAUGUCAGCACUAUUCACCCAAAAAAGUUCAAUGUGAGCAAUAUUCUCUUGUUUAUCUCAGAACUGGUAUGAAACUAGAAUUAUUUAAAUUAGAUAUAAUAGAUCUUACAAUAGCUGAGUGUUGA